UGCUCAGCUCAACCGAGUAUACCGUCAGGACGAGAAACGUUCAACCUACAGGUUGCUGACCUGUGAUUGACGUGACCUCUGACCCACUGCAGGUGUGUUCCGAGCUGGUCCGGAGCUGCGUAGUGGUAGUAAAUACACUACCUCAGUAGUAAAUAUUUAACGCAACGCUCAGAUAAGGUGUCACAACCAACUGGCGUCUGAACCCUCUUAACCGUACAGCAUAGAUUUUUACCCAACUUUUCUGUCCUUGGAAGCAAAGUUCACAGUAAUACAUCUGGUAGACCCAUCCGACCACUGUCUGGGCUGCGUGAGCGCUGCAGGGUUUGUCUAACUGCAUGUAUACUUGGUCACACGCCAAGACCCACAUUGUUGUUGUAAAGGAAAGGCAGCGAAGCAAGACGCCGCCAUCUUGUCCGAGGACAGACGAUCCAACCAGAUAACGUUGUUGAAGAAAGGCAGCAUAUUGACACUGAACAUGGCGAUCGACCUCAGCAUCCCGCGGGUGCAGAACUGUUGCUGCUGCGGCUCCCUGAAGUGUGGCACCAUCGGUAUUGCUGUUGUAUUCCUGAUUAUGAAUCUUCUUUAUGUCAUCGGGACCCUAGUUGCUCUCGCAGCUUUUAAUGGAGAGGGAAUAAAUGCUUUCAGGGUUUUAGACGCCAUCUUCGACGUAAUCUUGAUCAUCUUGUGCAUCGUCCUCAUUGUCGGUGCCGUCAAGGGGAAUCCUCUGUUGUGCCGGAUUUGGAUAAUCGGCACGAUUAUCUUCGUCACCGCCAUGUUCAUCCUUUGUAUCGUUGGUUCGUCGCUUAUUGGUUUGAACAAUCCCCAAGCGGCACACGUCAUUGGAUUCUUCUGGUUCUACCUUGCCGUUGAAGAAGGGCUGUUGGUCUAUGGUGUGAUUGUGGUGAACUCUUUUGUGGAGAGCUUACGUCACGAAGAUGCCACCCUGCCGCCAUACUCACAAGUGAACGAGUCUGCUGCAGUCUAGGUACCCCCCCCCCCCCCCCCAA
Branchiostoma floridae (Florida lancelet) is the source of this 1007-nucleotide messenger RNA. RefSeq lists its product as uncharacterized. Lineage: Eukaryota; Metazoa; Chordata; Leptocardii; Amphioxiformes; Branchiostomatidae. The coding region runs from base 476 to 985 and encodes 169 amino acids. The transcript has 7 exons. The record is from RefSeq and is a predicted model, not a curated record.